GCGUGAGGCAGACAGUGAGAGCGAGUGUGGCGUCCCACAAGGUGCUGGCUAGGGUCUCCAGCCCCUGCAUGCUCACUUGUCCAACUAUCCUUCACCUUCCCUGGCAACCACCAGGUGUUACCGCUAUCAAUGUGCCCGUUAUAUAGGAGCUAGUGAUGCUGCGAUGUGAAAAGUACUAACUGCUACAUGUGUCAUGAUGUCAAUCCUGGCGAAGAAAACAGUAUAUGAUAUCCUCGUGUGCACCUUGUGCGGAGAGGUCACCUGGCUGCUCGAGUCGUCAUAACAAACUUUUUAUGUAUGAGAUAACUUCGCUUGACACGUAAUUUGCUGCAUCGUAUGAGUGUUGAUGUACGCUGCUGUGUACUGGGCAAGGUCAGUUGUGUCACGUAUGCCAUGGCAGUUUUAGCCAGCUCUGCCAAUAGCCCAAAGCUAUAAUCAAGAGGUUUACAAGAAGAGAGAGAACAUUGAUGUAACCAUCUGUCUGCUCUCUCCAGAACAUUUAAUAUAAAUUCAUAGACAUGUGAGGAAUAAGGUCCUAUGAUUAUUUAAGGUAAUGCACUUCCCAGGCUGUUAAUAUUUACCCGAUGCAGCACAGAAGGUGAAGACUGGAGGGCACGGCGUCACUUGAGACCGUAGCAUGAUAAGGAGCGCUCCUCCACACCAAGAUGAUCAAGUGUGUUCGGCUACGGGGUGUGCGGUGGCGGGCGGUGCGUGUGGGCGGCCUGGUGCUCCUUCUGUUGUGGGCGUGGGUGGCCUUCUCCCAGCACUCCCACAACCUUCCUCCUACCACCCUCACUGCAGGUGACAGGUUUAGUCGAAGUCCAAAUCUCCAGGUGGCUGCCCCACCAGAUGUAGUGCAGGUUGCUGACAUUGGACAUGUUAACCUCCAUCCACAUGCCCUGCCACACCCCUUGGAGGAGCCCUUUCAGAUAAAGGACCAGGACACUAAAAAGAACCCAAUGCUAGAUGUAGCCCAAGCUGCACGUGUUGAUAGUGACAACAUAAAUCCAAGAUACAAUGCAAAGGCUGUCAAGGACAAAUUGGAAGAACAUAAACCAAAACCAUUCAGAAACAAGAUUUUUUUUCAGCAAAAGAAACUAGAUAUUCCUGGAGAAGACUAUGAAGAUUAUUAUGAUGAUCCUGAUUAUGAAGACGUUUCUGAUGACGAGAAACAAGGAGAUGAAGAAGGGAAGUGGAAAGGCAGGAAUAGAAUUGAGGAUGAUAAUAAUGCUAUUGAAGAGGAGGAUGAUCCAGGUGCUCCUAAGGUUGACGUUAAAUUAGAAGAUAUUGGUGGUAAAGCCUUAAAGAAAAAGAAAGGUAAAAAGAAGCACAGGCAUCCUAAGGUAAAUAUGGAAGCAGAGAACAAUGAUAAAAAUUUAGUUAGGGUAAAUCGGCAAAUUAGGGUAGACAGUGGCAUGCCAGGAAAACACAAUUUUGAGGCAGGAGUGCAAGGUCAAAUGAUGUUAGAAAAUAAAAAAGUUUUUGUUGUAAAUGAUGCGCCUGAUUUAGAAGGUGACUUGGAAUCUAUUGAAAAUAUUAUGGUUGCACGAAGGUCAAGAGUUAAGGAAGUGUGUAGAAAGUAUGGCCUUGGACCCAAUGCAGUUCCUGGCAGACCAAGACUAAAACAUCCACCAACGCCCAACCAUGAAGUUUUCUACAUCGACAGACCAGACCGGCUUGCAUGGUGUCCUAUAUACAAGGCAGCAUCAACAUCUUGGCUGUACAACUUCCUCCGGCUAGCUAGUCUGUCUGAGAGUUACGUUCACAACACCAAGGAGCAAGUGUCUCAUGUUGCCAGAAGAGUCUGGCCAUCCCUCGACUAUGAGAAUGCUAAACAGGCUUUAAAGGUGUGUCUGAAAUUCAUGAUUGUGCGCCAUCCAUUUGAGCGACUGGUUUCUGCCUACCGGGACAAGCUCGAAAAUGUGAACAUUGGCAAGGAAAAUGGUGUUGAUCACUUCUAUCAGAAGUAUGGAAAGAAAAUUGUGGCAAAAUAUCGGCCAGCAGGCCAAGGUCCUCCUCCAAAUCGUUACUCUCAGGAUAUGGAUGAUCCAAACUUACCAGCUCCUAGUGGCAUUGAACCAACCUUUGCCGAGUUUGUUAAGUAUAUAAUUGAUACAGAUUUAAUUCAUUAUGCAGAUGACCACUGGAUGCCAUAUUACCUUUAUUGCACUCCAUGUCUCAUUGAUUACGAUGUCAUUGCCAAAUUUGAAACACUUAACCGAGACCAAAAUUAUAUAAUAGAAAAAAAUCAUCUGGAAAAGAAGAUUAAACCAUCUUGGAAGCAUCUGACAAAAGGCAAGAAGACUUCAGAAACUGUUCAGAAAUACUUUGCCACUAUCACCAAAACAGAAUUGACGAAGUUAUAUGAAAAAUAUAAGCCAGACUUUGAGUUAUUUGAUUAUUCCGUUGAUGAAUAUCUUCACUAUGUUCAACAAUCUUAAUUCUAAACACGUGGGAAAGUUUUACGUGGGGUAAAAAAAUUCAGGUGCUUUAUACUGAUGUACGCUUAUAAAUAUAAUCCUAUUGUGGGAAAAUAUUUUAA
This is a messenger RNA of Procambarus clarkii (red swamp crayfish), 2542 nucleotides long. The record is from RefSeq and is a predicted model, not a curated record. Lineage: Eukaryota; Metazoa; Arthropoda; Malacostraca; Decapoda; Cambaridae.